AUGCCUAAAAUUUCAUCCCGAAACCAACAAAUUAAAAAAGGUCUUAUUCGUAAUAAUCCUGUUUUUUUAAAUAAGUCUAAAAAUUUACAAAGGCCAGUUUGGCAACAAUUAGCUAUUGCUUUAGAGCGAUUAGGUUGUAAUGGAAAUGGUGCUUCAGUUGGAAGAUUUGCAAGACAAUGGGGUUUAGGAAUUAGUACUGUUGUUAAAUAUACCAAACAUAUUAUAACAGCUAUUAAUUCAAUUGGAAAUAAUUAUGUUCAAUGGCCUAAUUCUCUUGAAAAACAACAAAUUAGUGAUCGAAUAGAACAAUCAUCAGGAUUUAAAGGAUGUAUUGGAUAUUUAGAUGGUACUGAUGUUGUACUUGAAUACAAACCUUCAGAAGAUGGUGAAAUAUAUUAUAAUAGAAAAAAGCGAUAUGCUUUAACAGUACAAUUAGUUUGUGAUGAUUUAAAGUAUAUUCGAUUUGCAAACUUUGGAUGGCUGGGCUCAGUUACUGAUUCAACAGCAUAUAAAUCUACACCAUUAUUUAAUGAAGUUAAUAAAUUUUUUAGUCAAAAUGAAUAUUUGCUUGCAGAUUGUGGUUAUCAACUUACUUCAACUACAAUAACUCCUUAUAAACAACCACAAGCAAGUAUUUCUAAAAAUACUUUUUUUAAUGAAAUGCUUGCUAAAGAACGUGUUAAAAUUGAACAUGUAAAUGGAAUUUGGAAAGGACGAUUUGAAUGUUUAAAUAGAAUAAGAACUUAA
This is a messenger RNA of Cetraspora pellucida, 747 nucleotides long. NCBI's taxonomy places the organism in Eukaryota, Fungi, Glomeromycota, Glomeromycetes, Diversisporales, Gigasporaceae. The record is from the annotation of a GenBank genome assembly.